AUGUGGCUCUGUGAUUCCUUUGCCACAGACUUGCGCCCCCUGGAUAUUCUCUCGGAGGUGGUUCCGGCUAAUGGUGUCAGUAGUGGGAUCCGAAUGCUCCAAGUGCAGGGGGCCCGUGGGUUUCAGUUUUCUGCAUCAGCACACCAGGCCCUGAGCUUCCCAGCUUCCCAGAUUUUCCUCUACUGUGACCUUUUCCCAGAGGAGUUCUCCAUCAUCAUCACCCUGAACGUCUUCAGCACCCCAUCAAAGAAAAUGGAGUACAUCUUUACCGUGGUGAGGGAGGAGAGCCACACGGAGCUGGUUGGGCUCAGCUACUCGCGGAACAAACUCCACUUCCUCUUCUGGAGCAGAGAGCUCUCCGGCGGCCGGGAGACCCGGGUCACCUUCCGCGGCGUCUCCUUCUCCGACGGCCAGUGGCACACGCUCGUCUUGGCCGUGUCCGGGCGAUUCUUCUCUCUGACCGUGGACUGCAGUGCCCCCGUUGACGGGGUGGCGGACAGGCCCUUCCCCGCGUCCUUGGCCACGGAGGGAUCGGAGGAAAGGGCUGUUCACGGUAAGCGUCUCUCGGGGCGUGGGGUUGGCUCGGGCUUGCUAAGGCAGCUUGUGCUGCUGCCAGGCGCCGAUGCGACCUCCCAGGUGUGCGCUAGCGUGAACUUGCAGCUCGCCGUGCUCUCCAUCCCCCCCGCGCUGCAGGAGCGCCCCCCGACGCCGGCGAGCUCCGAGGGGCUGGGCCCCCCCGGGGCUGACGUGCAGGUGACGCUGGGACCCCGCCCGCCCUGCGUGGAGACGGAAAAGGCCCGGCUGUGGUUUAAUGCUUCGCGGAAAGGCCUCUACCUCUGUGACGGGCGCGCCUGGGUCGCCGUGCUGGAAGCCCGAGAGAGGCUGGACUACGUGGAAGAAUACCAGAACUUGAUGACCAACUCGGAAACGUUGGGCGUUGAGAUCUUCGUCAUUCCAAAGGUGGGGCUUUUUGCGGCCACAGCCAAUCGGCACUCGCCCCCGGGGUCAGCUGUCUACAAAUGGACGAACGGGAAAUUCCUGUCUUACCAAAACAUCCUCACCUCCCAAGCUCAAUCCUGGUGCUAUUUCACCAUCGGCAACAAGAUCUUCCUCGCAGUGGCUAAUUUUGAGCAGAACGACCGGGGCCAGGAGUUCUCCAUCAUUUACAAGUGGAGCCGCCGGACGGAGACGUUCCUCCCGUACCAGCGGAUCGCCCGGUUGGAGGGCGAGGCUUUCCUGGCUGUUGCCAACCACAGAAAAGGGGACAAUCACAACAUCAACAGCGUCAUCUACCGGUGGAACCCCAGGCGCAGGCUUUUCGAGGCCAACCAGACCAUCCCUACCUCCGGAGCCUACGACUGGGAGUUUUUCACCGCCGGCCCCUACGCGUUCCUGGUGGUGGCCAACACAUUCAACGGCACCUCUACCCAGAUCGACUCCCACAUCUACCUCUGGCUCGGGGGCUCCUUCCAGCUCUUUCAGUCCAUCCUGACUUUCGGUGCUGCCGACUGGGAGGUCUUUCGCAUUGGAGACCGACUCUUCCUGGCUGUGGCCAACAGUCACCGUUACGGCAGUGGAGCCGAAGUGCCGAACAACUCCUACGCCAUCAACUCCUCCAUCUACGAGCUGCACGUCCCGGCGCAGAUGUUUGUCAAGUUUCAGGAUCUCCUCACCUACAGCGCCCUGGACUGGGAGUUCUUCUCCGUGGGAGAAGAUUAUUAUCUGGUGGUGGCAAACUCCUUUGAUGGAUUCACCUUCUCCGUGGACAGUGUUAUAUACAGGUACCGGCCCCGUGGCCCCCCUUACCGCCAUAGGCUCACGGAGAGGCCUUGUCCGUCCGUCUGCAGCCACAGCCCAGACGACAGGGACGGCUCAGUCGGCUGUAACGGGUCACUGCCUCUCUGCAGCCUGCUCCGCCUGCCCGGGAACUCGGCUGCUCUGCGUGAAGCAGACCAAGCAGGAAAUGCACAAGGGAGUUUAUCCCUCCCCCUCCCCCUGCUCUCGUUACCGCCUGCAGAGCCAUUCCUCUGA
Molecule: messenger RNA, 2031 nt
Organism: Pelodiscus sinensis (Chinese soft-shelled turtle)
Lineage: Eukaryota; Metazoa; Chordata; Testudines; Trionychidae
Source: RefSeq, a predicted model, not a curated record